Molecule: messenger RNA, 2448 nt
Organism: Aaosphaeria arxii CBS 175.79
Lineage: Eukaryota; Fungi; Ascomycota; Dothideomycetes; Pleosporales
Exons: 3
Coding region: 310-2448 (712 amino acids)
Source: RefSeq, a predicted model, not a curated record
ACAAUCCUUCCACUCAGUCAUAUAAUCGCUUCGACGAAGCAAAGGUGCUGGUCACAGCAGUGAAGUCUCAAAAUGAGCGAUAUACUCCAGCGAUUAUACAAUCACUUUGCAAGAAUGAAAAAGGCGCGGGUUAGCAUCAGGAAGCCCCUCCAAUAGUUGACUGAGGCUCAGAGGUAAUGGAGAUUCCCAACCACCGUCCGCAGCGGUGAGCGGGAAUUUCACUUCACUCGCAGUCUCUCACCUUCACCUCUCUCAGGCUCUCACUCUCACUCCCAGUCUCCCACCUUUACCUUCUCGCCAGCCUGCUCGAUGCCACACGCACGUUCCACCAUCUACUUCUAUCGCCCACCCACCCUCUUGCUCCUUCUCCCCCUCAGCCCACUUCGCCUACCAGUUGACUAUCCAGAAACGCCCACCAGCUUCACAAACUUCAACUACAGACGAACGCGGUUUUAUAUACCACCACCACUACCAAAACCAAAGACCUAUAUACACCCACCUCUCUUUCUCUCCUCUUCUUCGGUCCCUCAGCGACCACCACCAAAGCUUCUUUUUCACUUUCUCUUCUCCUUCUUCUUCAUCCGCCGCACCAUCGCCAUCAUGAUGUACGGCAUUAUCACCUCCUUCGUCAGCCUCGUCGAGAAGUGCUCCGCUGGAGCCCCGGAGGGCAUCAGCCGUGCCGGCGUCGAAUACGCCCACGGAACCCUCGAGACGCCGGAGAAGAGAGCGCGACUUCGUUACGAUUUCCGCAACUUCUACUCAUAUACCACCAAAUCCCAUGGCACGGCCAGGGCCAUCUCGGAUAGAGUCUACCAACUCGCCGUUGAAAGUCUGGGCAUUGAGCCCGACUACCGAAGCGAGCCGCUCGAGACUCAUCAUGAGCUCGGCGGAGACUUCGAGCUGAGCCUGGAGCCAGACCUGGAGUGCGCGUCGAUGCACCCUCCAAAGGUCACCAAGGGUGACAACCCCACCGGAGUACAGAUCUUCGGUUUGAGUUUGGAUGAGGAAUCGGUCGAGAAACAGGGCGUAGGCGCCCUAGUCAGUGAGAGCACAGAGCAUGCCAACUCAGUGCGACGGGACUUCGGCGGUAGUCCCUCACUCCAAGUCGACAGCCGCUGGAUCGCUAAAAGCCCUCCUAGUGAGGUGCUUCCAGACCAGCGGAACGAGGAGGUGUUGGGGGGUUCUGCCCCCGUUGCGGACGACGAAGCUGCUCCUGUCGCUGCUCCCACCCCGGCGACAUCGCAGACGUUGUUCGACGUCUCCACCGCGCCUGUCGUCGCCCAUGGCACGAAGCGCACCGCGCAUGACGCCUGGCUUGACAACGACUUCAGGCCGGUGAAGAAACGCGUUCGACCGAACGACUGCCCGACUCCUCCCGCAGCACCAGCAGCACCAGCAGCACCAGCAGCACCAGCACCAGCACCAGCACCAGCACCAGCACCAGCACCAGCACCAGCACCAGCACCAGAACCAGCACCAGUACCAGUACCAGUACCAGCACCUGCACCCGCCAUCAAGAGCCUGAAGCGCUCAGCGCGAGAUGCCUAUCUCGUCGCCGGAGACUUCAGCAGGACGAAGAGACGAGAUAUGGGUGACGGUGAAUGGGUUGAGUGUGGCUCUGCUCCCCUACCCCCUCUCCCCAGACUCGCAUUCGUCCCGGCGUUUGUUCCCGCUCCCGCUCCCGCUCCCGCUGCCGCUGCCGCCCCUGCUUCUGCCCCGGUCCCAGCACCGACGACCACCAGCACCACCACCACUAUCACCACCGGCGACGCCACCCCUGCCGGUCCCUCGAUGACUGCCCCACAGAGGUGCAGCAUCACGAUCCCGGCAGCUGGGUUGGCCGAGCAAACCCAUUUGCUGGAACUGGUUCGCCUGAACGCGGAGAGGAGUACGGCGCAGAGAUCGCCACACUUUGUCAUGCUUGCGGCCGUCGACGCCGUCGAGUUCUUGCGCUACCUCGCGCAAGGUGUCUGCCAAGGCCGUGCGGAGGCGGUUCAUGACCUCCUGCACACAUGCCUGGCAUCUGGAUCAAACCGCUCGCUCUUCGACAACCACGUCUGGGAUUGGCGCAGCAUAAUGGCUGCCUUGAGCCUGCAGCCGCUGGCGACCGACUACCAGCACGUUGGUCCAGAAGAGCGAAGACACUUUACAAGUAAAGUGUUCGAACAGAUCGCCGGCGUGAGCAGACACCUUGCCGGAAAGCCCAAGUUCUCGAUGGGCAACAAAUAUACGAGGAAGUAUAUUUGGAGUUGGCAGGCGAUGAGAGAGACGGCCCAGGUGGCCGAGAAGAACUUGGUGGAGUUGAGUGGGAGGACGGGACAGAGCAAGGGGUUCUAUCGGUCGAAGGGGGCCGCCAUACUGGCGAGUUGGGGUCGCCCGGAGAAGGUGGAGGGGAAGGUGGAUGAGGAGAUCAGGAAGUACGAGCGCAUCGACAAGAUGGCCGAGUAA